AUGGACCCAAAUAACCCUUUAUCCGAGCGCGAGAAAGCGCUGGAAAACCAGUAUAUCAGAGAAAAAGAGAAGCAGCUCGCCAAAGCGAAGGCCGCCAAGAAGAUUGAGCAAGAACAGCAGUCCGACCAAGGAAUGCAUCAGUCCAAGUAA
This is a messenger RNA of Annulohypoxylon truncatum, 150 nucleotides long. RefSeq lists its product as uncharacterized. The coding region runs from base 1 to 150 and encodes 49 amino acids. The transcript has 2 exons. NCBI's taxonomy places the organism in Eukaryota, Fungi, Ascomycota, Sordariomycetes, Xylariales, Hypoxylaceae. The record is from RefSeq and is a predicted model, not a curated record.